This is a messenger RNA of Leptinotarsa decemlineata (Colorado potato beetle), 844 nucleotides long. RefSeq lists its product as uncharacterized. NCBI's taxonomy places the organism in Eukaryota, Metazoa, Arthropoda, Insecta, Coleoptera, Chrysomelidae. The record is from RefSeq and is a predicted model, not a curated record.
CCUAUUGCUUAUUCUUCCAUGUUCUAUUGAUUUUGAAUACAAAUUUUGUUACACCAUUUAUAUAAUUGCAGUAAAACCAUAGACAUUAUUUUUCACGUCAAUGUGUUUUAAACUAAAAUGAUUGCAAACUUUUUGUUAAUUGUCAUCAUAUCGUUAAUAAAUGAGAGCAUAGAAGAAAAAGUUCAUUACAUAUUUCCAGAAUUUCCUUAUAAAGAAAGCAACAAAAACGAGGUUAUGCUUCGAGAAGUAGAAGCAGCUUGUGAAAAGGGUUGUUAUGGAAGAAAUGGAGUAUCCAAAGUCCUUUGCAUUCGACAGUGUGUGUCACCUUCCUGCUACAGAGACUUAUACCAAGGGGAUUUACUCGAGGAAGGAGAAGUGGAUGUAAGACUCAAUUCAUUCAAGGGAUGUUUUAUUCAACGAUACAACAGAUCUCGUCCAUAACCAGGCUAAACACCAAAUAUGAUUAAUAAUUUAUAAUAGUAACAAACACCUAGAAAUAAUUCAGUUCACAAUAUUACUGUUAUAUAUUAUUUGUUAAUGUAUUAGUUUCAGAAAAUUCACUUUGAGAAAAAUUUAGUACUUUUAAUCUGAGGUAAAUGGGCUAGAUUUGAAUACCUUGAAAAAUGUCACUAUUAUAUUCAUUUUCAAGUUGCCCAUAUAUGAUAAUCAUGAAGCUGUUCACUUUUAAACACUGUGUAUGAAGGAUUACCCAUGAGCAAAAAUAUUAAAACUUUCUCUGAAAGACUAUAAAUGUGAUAUUCGUUUCAGUUGGAUGUAUGCCUAUUCUCAAUUUUUAAUACUUAUGGUUUUAUUUUUCACAUAAUAAAAGAAAAUUAUUUGAAUG